GUAAUUCAAUUUUGAAUUAAAAUUAAAAUUUAAGUACCUUUCAAAAACUGGUCAUAUCAUAUGUAACAUUAUUUGCAUAUAGACUUUUAGAAACGCACACAUAAAUAAAUAAAUAAUGGUUAACUCGCAAUUAUUAACAAAUGACAAGAGCUAAACGUACCUCUCCCGUGUCUUAAAAGCGUACAAACUCCAUCAUUCAAAUUUCCCCAAAUUUCGAUCUCUCCGCCAAACCCAAUCCUUCUUUUCAAACGUUUCUCUUUCUUGUGACUCUCAGCUAACUCCCCAUCUUUCUGUAUGAUAUAUUAUGAACUCAUUUAAUUAUUCGAUUCUAAUCACAUCCUCACUCCGGAUCAUCACUUUUAAGAACCCUACUUUUUAUAUAUUACUGCCCAUCUGAUUUUUCUAUUUUUCGCCUAUUGCACAUGGCCACCUCCGCCUUCAAGUCCACCACCAAGAGGACGCCCCUUGCGACUUCACAAAGCUCCGCCACCGAUGACUCCUCUUCAUUAACCAAUCGGAGUUCCGCGGCUCACCGUCGUUCCAGAAGCCUCAGUCGAUUCUCGCGGCGACUGCCGGGCCAAGACUUCUUUCCGGAUGAGGCUCCCAAAGGGAGGUUUGUGAAUACUGUAAGAGGAUCGGGAUUCCCUGAGAUCAGCCUUGAUGACCUCGCGGUUGAGUUUUUUGACUCUUCUGGUGAUAGAGGAAGGUCGUCUGCUAGAAACGAUAACGUCAGACCUAAUGACAGUAGAGUUGGUGGUGGUGGUGGAGGGACUGCUAGACGAGGGAGGUCGGUGUCCAGACAGGGGGCGAAGGGCACUGGUGGUAAUUUUUCAGGUGGAGGAAGUAAUAAUAAUGCGAGGAGGAGAAGGUCGGUGUCUGUGGUUCGUUAUCAGAUUAGCGAUUCUGAGAGUGAUCUGGACCAUUCUCAGAGUUCAAGCAACCGUGGUAGUCUGAAGAGUAACAUCAGUGUAAACAGUCAGAUGCCCUCAUCGCAUAGGUCCACUGCUUCAAAUCAUAGACCCAUGCUUAGAAGAUCUGUUAGCCAAAGAGAUUUAAAGUACCAUGAUGGCUAUUCUAGCCAAUCUUCGGCCCUAACUGAUGAUGAAAGGAGGGAUGCUCAAUGCAAUAAAAAUGGAAUCGAGAAGAUAAUACAAGCAGUUUAUGCGCAGAAUAAGGUAGAGCAUCCAACUGGGGAUGAUUCGAAUAGUGGAUUGUAUGAUGCAAUGAGGAAAGAACUUAGACAUGCUGUGGAAGAGAUUAGGAUGGAAAUUGAACAAGCAGCGGUCAAAACAAAAACCUCCCCUUUACCAAAUGAUAAUGGUUUGCAGUCCAAAAAUUUUGAUGCUCUUCAGUCUGUUUCUACAGUCAGAAGGAAUUAUGCAACAAAAUUAGAACAGUCAGAGAAGCGUAAACAAGAUCUAUUAGCUGAAAUUUUGCUGGAGGAGCAACGUAGUAGGGAGCUUUCUAAGAUUGUCCAGGAAUUGCUUCCUGAAUCAAAGAAUUCUGUUGUUGAAAAACCAAUACGAGCCAGAAAGAGGAGUAAUGACAGCAAUAGGAUGUCUAAGCGAUUGACUGAGGAGGCAGAGAAAUAUAUUGAGGACUUCAUUUCAAACGUUGAAGAUACGGAUAUUUCAUCUAUAGAUGGAGAAAGGAGUGAUACCAGUUCAACUCUUGGAGGAGUAACAAAGACAGAAACUUUUCAGAGUCCAGCAAUAUUUAAGCCUCUUCCUGUUCAAAUGGACGGGGUUGUAUUGCCUUGGUUGCAGUGGGAAACUACUAAUGAUGCUUCUACUCAGUCUUGCAAGACCAAGACACAACCUCAAUCAACUCCAAAAACUAAAUUUUGGGAUUCGUCUCAGGAACCUACCUCUGCACAAGACUUAAGUUAUCAUUCUGCUAGCAGCCAUGGGAGUUGGAGCCCUGGAAUUAUUGAUGGCUAUUCAAUGAAGUUUGGAGAAGAUAAAGGGAUUCAAAACCAAAAAACAAGGUCGUGUAUUGAUGUGGAGGAGUAUCUUAAAUUUCAAAAAGAUGAAGAUCUUCUCUUUGAAAUGUUGAGGCAACAACAGAGAAUUAGUUCAGGCGGUCUUCUACUUUGUAACCAAAUGUUUCUCUAGCAACCAUAUAUUUUUUCAAAUUUGGUUUCCGAAUCCACAAAUUACUGUAUCACUCUGUAUAGAUAGUUAGAUUUUAGUGUUUCUCAAGUUCAAGUA
Messenger RNA from Pistacia vera, 2210 nucleotides. Its product is annotated as serine-rich adhesin for platelets. Lineage: Eukaryota; Viridiplantae; Streptophyta; Magnoliopsida; Sapindales; Anacardiaceae. Bases 423 to 2114 code for a protein of 563 amino acids. The record is from RefSeq and is a predicted model, not a curated record. The transcript has 8 exons.